GGCAUUCCAAAUCACGUGAUAUAAUAUGGCUGCUGGAUGGCAAAACUGUCAUCCAUAGGCGUAUCCAAUUAUUAAACCACUUCAUAUUUAAUUUGCUAUCACAAUUUCACAGAUUUCGCUACACAAUUAACAAAAAACAAAACCAAACAGGAUAUUCUUUACAAAUUUGUCAAUAUUUAAUGUAAACAUUAGAUACGCGAUGACCACCCCCCUUAUCUAUGUCUAUGGCCAUGUCAGUUUAGCCAUCCACCGGCCACCACUGACAGUUCAUUGGAAUCCCUAAUUUAUUUGAUUUGAUUUACAUCAAUUUAUUUACUUACGACUUACAUAUUUCAAAUUUUCAAAAACAAAGAAAAUGUAGAUUAACUAUUAACUAAAUGGACCAUGUAUGAAGACCAUUAAAUAUCAUUUGUAUAAUUAUAAAGACAAAAAAUAAGGUAAUUCACGAAAAUAAAAUGGACAGAAAAGAAGAAAAUGAAGAUACAGUAACAAAAAUCAAAUUUGAGAAUAUUAUUUUUGUCAAACCUGAAUUCAUAAAAAACGAACCUGCUCCAGUUGAUCAAAAUACUCAUAGUGAAGACUGUGGACAUGGAGGUUCUAAUAUUAGUUUGGAACAAAUUAAAACAGAAUUAUCAGUUGAAGAUAUGGCAUUUGAACAGAAGGGAGGUGACUUAGCAGGAUUCCAGUAUUUUAAUAGUGAUGUUGAUAAUAUAAAACUAGAGUAUACUGCUAAAGGAAGUCAAAACAGUGAACAUGAUAGCUUCAAAACUGAAAUUAAAGAGGAGCCUGAUAAAGAAAGUACCCAUAAUACGUUUGAUGACUCAGACUUAAAUGAAUACUCGUUAAAAAUUGAAAUAGAAGAAAAUGAAAUUAAAUGUAUGCCAUAUGAAGAAAAACAAAUGAACGAAGAAGACUUUUCCCAGGAGUAUACUGUGGAACUUAUGAAAACAAUAGAAGUACAUAAAGGACAACAUACUACAAAAGAAAAAAUAUUAAAAUGUGAAAUUUGUGGUAAGCAGUUUGGAAGAAAACAUCAUUUAAAUCGACAUAUAAGAAUUCAUACUAGAGAAAAACCAUAUAAGUGUGAAAUUUGUUUUAAGCAGUUUAGCGAAGCAAAAACUUUGAAAACACAUUUGAGAGUGCACACUGGAGAAAAACCGUACAAGUGUGAAAUUUGUUUUAAGCAAUUUAUUGCAGCAAGUCAGUUGAAAGUACAUUUAAGAGUGCAUACGGGAGAAAAACCUCACAAGUGUCAAAUUUGUUAUAAGCAAUUUUUUAUAGCAAGUCAGUUGAAAGUACAUUUAAGAGUGCAUACGGGAGAAAAACCUCACAAGUGUGAAAUUUGUUUUAAGCAAUUUAGGUUAGCAGGCCAUUUGAGAGAACAUUUGAAAACACACACUGGAGAAAAGCCCCACAAGUGUGAAAUUUGUUUCAAGCGGUUUACCCAAGCUGGUACUUUGAGAAUACAUUUGAGACUGCACACUGGAGAAAAAUCUUACAAGUGUGACAUUUGUUUUAAGCAGUUUAGCGAAGCAAAAACUUUGAAAACACAUUUGAGAGUGCACACUGGAGAAAAACUUCAUAAGUGUGAAAUUUGUUUUAAGCAAUUUAUUAUAGCAAGUCAGUUGAAAGUACAUUUAAGAGUGCAUACGGGAGAAAAACCUCACAAGUGUGAAAUUUGUUCUAAGCAAUUUAGUUUAGCAGGCCAUUUGAAAGAACAUUUGAAAAUACACACUGGAGAAAAGCCUCACAAGUGUGAAAUUUGUUUCAAGCGGUUUACCCAAGCUGGUACUUUGAGAAAACAUUUGAGACUGCACACUGGAGAAAAACCUUACAAGUGUGACAUUUGUUUUAAGCAGUUUAGCGAAGCAAAAACUUUGAAAACACAUUUGAGAGUGCACACUGGAGAAAAACCGUACAAGUGUGAAAUUUGUUUUAAGCAAUUUAUUACAGCAAGUCAGUUGAAAGUACAUUUAAGAGUGCAUACGGGAGAAAAACCUCACAAGUGUGAAAUUUGUUUUAAGCAAUUUAUUAUAGCAACUCAGUUGAAAGUACAUUUAAGAGUGCAUACGGGAGAAAAACCUCACAAGUGUGAAAUUUGUUUUAGGCAAUUUAGUUUAGCAGGUCAUUUGAAAGAACAUUUGAAAACACACACUGGAGAAAAGCCUCACAAGUGUGAAAUUUGUUUCAAGCGGUUUACCCAAAGUGGUACUUUGAGAACACAUUUGAGACUGCACACUGGAGAAAAACCAUACAAGUGUGACAUUUGUUUUAAGCAGUUUAGCGAAACAAAAACUUUGAAAAAACAUUUGAGAGUGCACACUGGAGAAAAACCUCACAAGUGUGAAAUUUGUUUUAAGCAAUUUAUUACAGCAAGUCAGUUGAAAGUACAUUUAAGAGUGCAUACGGGAGAAAAACCUCACAAGUGUGAAAUUUGUUUUGAACAAUUUAGUUUAGCAGGCCAUUUGAAAGAACAUUUGAAAACACACUGGAGAAAAGCCUCACAAGUGUGAAAUUUGUUUCAAGCGGUUUACCCAAGCUGGUACUUUGAGAAAACAUUUGAGACUGCACACUGGAGAAAAACCUUACAAGUGUGACAUUUGUUUUAGGCAGUUUCGCGCAGCACUCUUUAAAACAGCAUAUAAAAACGCACUGAGUCCGGUCCUGAACGUGGUAACAUAAAUUGUGUUUACAUUUCAGUCCCGAAAAAUCAUCUUUUUCAUAGUAAUUUAUAUCCAAAUAAACUUGAAAAUAAGCAAAAAGUAAUAGUAUAUAGUGCAGUUACCUUAUGGAAUAAAACAGUGAGUUAAUAUUAUUUUAUUUAUUCAAAACAUUACAAAGCAUACCGUUUGUAAGGAUAACGCCCGGUUUUCGAAAGGAUGAUCAUCUCAAAAAUUAUGUAAUCGACGAUUAACAAUGGAUUAAAUGCGUCAGAAACGUCAAAAAAACUAGUUUUAACAACAGUAGAUCACCUGACAAAAGAUUAAUCGCUUGUUAACAUCCGAUCAUAAGUGUUUUGAGUCUCUGAAAGGUCGAUUAACCAGUUUCUCUUGUCAAACGGCGGUAAAAAUGUACUGUUACCUAAUAUGAGAUUAUCCGUCGAUUAACGGGCUGUUAAGAGUUUUUUUAGUUUUUUAAUUACUGUAAUUAACAAAUACCGGGAAAAAAUUGUCAAAUAACACAUAUACAGUGAGCACGUAAAGGUUGGAAUAAAUUCAUUUUCUCGAGAAUGGACGAUUUUGGAAAAAAAUCCCGAAACAGGUCAAUUUUUAUUUUUAAAUUACGACCUUUUGGCAUAUAUAUCAUACUAGUGACGUCACCCAUCUGGGCGUGAUGACGUCAUCGAUGAUUUUUUUUAAAUGAGAAUAGGGGUCGUGUG
Molecule: messenger RNA, 3379 nt
Organism: Diabrotica virgifera virgifera (western corn rootworm)
Lineage: Eukaryota; Metazoa; Arthropoda; Insecta; Coleoptera; Chrysomelidae
Product: zinc finger protein 431-like
Exons: 4
Coding region: 456-2513 (685 amino acids)
Biological process (GO): regulation of transcription by RNA polymerase II; central nervous system development
Cellular component (GO): nucleus
Molecular function (GO): RNA polymerase II cis-regulatory region sequence-specific DNA binding; DNA-binding transcription factor activity, RNA polymerase II-specific
Source: RefSeq, a predicted model, not a curated record